Messenger RNA from Ambispora gerdemannii, 246 nucleotides. The record is from the annotation of a GenBank genome assembly. Lineage: Eukaryota; Fungi; Glomeromycota; Glomeromycetes; Archaeosporales; Ambisporaceae.
AUGUACAGUAGAGAUAUUAAAAGUCCAGUCUGGUUCAGUCCAGUUUUGGAACCGCAAAGUUUGGGAGCUGGACAAACUGAACUGCAGUCCCAAAUCAGUUCUGAACCUGGUUCAAGAACCGAGUUUAGAACUGCAGUCCCAGACUGGAUCCUCAGACUGCGAGAUGAAAAGACUGCUAAAGAACCGGGUCCUUGGUUUCUUGGGACGAACCAGUUAGAGUUUGAUCCUGGACUCGGUCCAGAUCUG